Molecule: messenger RNA, 927 nt
Organism: Leptosia nina
Lineage: Eukaryota; Metazoa; Arthropoda; Insecta; Lepidoptera; Pieridae
Source: the annotation of a GenBank genome assembly
AUGAUUACCCUAGUGUUGUUUGUUGUGGGGAGCCUCCUGGCAGCAACAGAGGCGUGUGGAGCUGGUAAACAGAUGCUAAGAACUGGAGGACUGACGGCGUAUGAGAAGCAAGCGAUCGUCGACGCACACAAUCGUCUCAGACAGUCAGUAGCUCUAGGGCAAGUGUCGAGUCAACCACCAGCUGCCAAUAUGAUGGAAAUGGUGUGGGAUGAUGAGUUAGCAGCGACGGCGCAACGUUGGGCUGAUCAAUGCACUCCCGCGCACGAUCGAGCGGCGCAGCGUGACGUCGGCAGGUUCCCCGUGGGGCAGAAUCUCGCAGCCACAUGGACCACACGGCCGCCGUCCGGCCCCUCUGACUCCGAGCCAGAUUUCAUGAAACAAAUCAACGCGUGGUUCGACGAAGUCAGGAUCUACGGCUUCAAGCCGAUCAGUGGAGGACACGGCACUGGUCAUUACUCUCAGUUGGUUUGGGGCGAAACUUCUCACGUCGGAUGCGGUUACACGUUCUACUACGAUCCAACUCGGGGCUACACCAAACUGUACGUUUGUAAUUACGGCCCCGGUGGUAACGUAAUUGGUUCAAGCCCUUACGAAAAAGGACACCCAUCGUGCACUGCGUUUGGGCUGUCCGAGUCGAGAAAAUACUCUGGUUUAUGCUCGGCCACAUUCACAAGCACAUCCAACUAUGUGGCGGACAAUAACAACGGCUUCAUCUCGAAUGUCAUCCCCGACAGCACCGGUGAUUCACCAGCCUUCAACUACCACUUCUACAACCAGUACAACAACGACUAUCAGUACUACCAACAGCCACAGACCUACUACAAGACGGAGGCGUCCACCUUCAGGCCUCUGAUCAGCAUUUUCAAGACUGCCUCGAAUUUAUUCGCUAAACCAAAAGCACUUCGCGUCGGCACUGUUUACCUAUAA